AUGUUUGAAUCCUGGGACCAUCCAAAUAGGCCUUGCUGCGGCAUAUGCGGUGGUCUGAUUGUUCCCGGGGCGAGCAGAUUCCCUGGGAACUUUCCAGGUUGGACUGAAGAUGAGCAGUUCAAACGAGUUUCAGUGGAUGAUUUUCGAGAGAAAUUAAUAAAAGAACAAUUUCAUUGGCAGUCAGGAUAUAGAGCUGUGGUCAAGUUAGGAAGACAACCUCCCUUCAUAUCAGGAGCGAGCUAUCGUUACAGUGACGCCGAUAUAGACGAGACAGGGUCACUCCCAGUGCCCAAGGAGAUGGAAUCAGUGGUCCUCAAUCGAAAUAAAACAUGGCCAGAGGACGAAUUCAUCCGGAUUGAAAAACCACAUAUUGAUUCAUACGAUACCUCAGAGGCAAAUGUGGGCUGGGUUUUUCACGAGGUGUGUUGGAUCAUGUUGGAGCAGGUCGAUGAUGACUACCAGGUAAUGAACAAUAAUCUGGAUCUGUUCAUGAUCGCCGUGCACGACGAGAUGACGGAGAAGCGAGAAGAGCAUACCAAGCUCAUAAUUCGCGCGGGAAGAAACACGAUGUGGUUACAGAGGCGCUUCAAAGAAGCCACCGUCAAUCCCUUUCAUAUCCCUAUGUUGGGGAAUGUCACCAACGCCGCUCUUAAUCGAGAAGUCCGCGAACCAAAACUCUUGAUGCCCGACAUAAGAUCAGCAGCCGGCUUUAGAAUAUCUGGCGGAGCUUUUUACAAGCUCCAAGUGGAGACCCAGCAAAUGAUUGCCAACCAUAUCGACGACGAGAAAGACUUUCGCGCUUUUCUUCUGGCAACUCGAUGGAGAUUCCCGUCUGUAUACUGGAGGAAGCGAAUCCCAGAGUGUUUCUAUGAAAUACACAAGGGAAUUGGUGACCAGCGGGUUGACUGGCAGUGGUUGGGGUUGGAAGUCAGCAGGAUCGUGGAGAAGCAGUAUGCGGAAAUCCACAAUCGAGCUCGUAUAUAUGCCCACAUAAAGCGUUUAUUCGUUAUUUUAUCGCAAGGUGUGAGAUAG
Messenger RNA from Talaromyces rugulosus, 1032 nucleotides. RefSeq lists its product as uncharacterized. The transcript has 2 exons. Bases 1 to 1032 code for a protein of 343 amino acids. NCBI's taxonomy places the organism in Eukaryota, Fungi, Ascomycota, Eurotiomycetes, Eurotiales, Trichocomaceae. The record is from RefSeq and is a predicted model, not a curated record.